AUGGUAUUUAAGAAAAAAACUAAAAAUAAAUUUAAACAAUUCUAAAAUUAAAAAUAGAAAUAAUUUGAUCUAUUUGUUUUCAUUGAUGCUAGAAAUAGAAUAAAUAUUUGCUAAUUAGAUGUUAAUUCAACUAAUUUUUCGUGUUUAAAAUAAUUAACAAUAGGCCCAAGCUCCUCUUAAGGUUUCGAUAAUUUAUUUAUUUCAAAAGUGGUAUAAUCUAACGGAGUUAAUUUAUUUGUAUUUGCUCUAAAAGGAGACAAAGCUUACACUUUCUACGAUUUUAGCACUUUUAUUUUUUUGUAAACUUCUGGUUAAAUAAAACAGAUUGAUAGCAUAAAUAAUUCCAUUUAAAUAAAAAAUGUUAUUAUGGUCUAUCAAUAAUAGAAUGUUGCUUAAAAAAUAAUUUUCACAUUUAAUAUCCAAACAUAAAAAGUAGAUGUUGUUUAAUUAGAUUGGAAGAACUCAUAAUAUAGUUUUUAAAAUACAAUUGGUUUUCCUUAACCAACUUUUCCUGGAACAUUACAAAAUUUGAUAAAUGAUAUGAACUUUCAAUAUAAUUAUUAGGGUGAAAUAACUGCUUUAUAAUUUAUAUAAAACGAUGGGUCUAUAUUCUUUCUUGUUUGGAAUAGAAAUUUUAUUCUAGCCACUUGCAGAGAUUAUUGCGAUGAUUGUUAGUAAACAAUAAAUAGUCAGUAGUGUUUAUAAUGUUAAUUAAGCUAAAUUAUUUAGCCUGAUAAUUUUACCUGUGAAAAAGCAUGCCCUAACUUAUCAAUAUAAAAUAAAGUUAAUUUGACUUGUGAUUGUGUUUAAAAUGCAAGCAUAAUAAAUAAUUAAUGCUAGUGCAAUAGCUAAUUUUAUAUGGAUGGAAAUGCAUGCAUUUAAUGCACUAUUCCUUAUUGUGAUUAGUGUAAAGAUUAGAUAACAUGUAUCAAGUGUUAAAAAGGAUACUAUUUAUUUGAAGAUUUAUCUUGUAAAACAUGUGAUAUCUAGAAUGGUUAUUAUAUACAAGGAAACUAUUGUAUUCCUUGUUUUUAAUCUUGUAAAACAUGUGAGGGUAGCUAGUAAAAUUAGUGUACUAGUUGUAAUGGGUCUGGGUUAUUUUUAUAUGAAGAUAAAACAUGUAACAAAUGCAUCACAGAUUAAGGAUAUACAAUAAGUGGAUAAAACUGUUUGCUUUGCUUCCAUUCCUGUUAGACAUGUGAAGGUCCUAAUCAAAAUUAAUGUCUAAGUUGCAAAUUUCCUGAUUUUUAUUUGUUUUAAGAUAAACAAUGCAAAGCAUGUGAUGUUAACAAAGGUUAUUUUAUUAGUAAUUAAAAUUGUAUUACUUGUUUUGAACGUUGCAAGACAUGUUUAGGUGCUAAUCAAAAUUAGUGUACAAGUUGUUAUGAAGGUUAUGAUAUCAUCAAUAAUUUUUGCUAAUAGAUAUUUUUAACUUAUAAGUCUCAGGUUUUUACUGAAUAAAAAAUAGAAUAAAUUUAACAGUUAUCAUCAUCAACAUCAUCAGCAUUAGUUGUUAGCACUACCGUUAUGAACUUAAUUCAAAAUAUAGGAUCUAACUCUAGUUUUGGUAUCUUAAUUUCUAGCCUAACAGUAUAAAAACUAGCUUAUCUAUAUCUUUUGAAUGUAAACUUACCAAAGUAAAUUUACUCUGCAUUAGAAAUUUUAUCUGGAAAAUUGCCUUCUCAGUAGUUUAAAGUUUUAAAUCCAUUUAACUAACUAUUAGAUAACUAUUUGAUAUAAUACUAAAACAUUAAAUAUUAAAAAAUGGAACUUCCUUAUCACAUUUUAGUCAACUGUGGUUAAGCAAUAAUUUUAUUUGCUAUAUGCUCUUUUCUCUUUGCACUAUUUUACAUCCUAACAGAGAAAAUUUAGAUAGAUAAAGUCAAACAAAUUUCAAUUAAAAUCUACUAAUCUUUAUUCUCAUCGUUGCUGAUUUAGUAUUUUCAGUUAAUAAUAUCAAUUUUCAUAAUUAGUAUCAACUAACAGAUCAAAGAAUUCUUUUUAUAAUCAAGUAUUGAACAAUUAGGAAUUAAAUAAUUUAUUACACUCAUUUUAUUUAUAUUAACAGCAUAUAUAUAUAAAUAACAAUACAAAUAUUUAAAUAAUGAAAAUAAUAUGUAACCAGAGAUGAGCUUUUAAGAAAUUACUAAAAAUAAAAUACGAAAUGAAACCAUUUACGAAUCAAAAUUGAGAAGAAAUUUUAUAAUUAUUUACCAAUUUUAUGAGUCUUUUCUCCUACCUACCUGCUUUAUUUAACUAAGCAAUAACUGGAUGACAGCAAAUAUUAUAUCAAUAAUCCUUUAUUUAAACCUUUUGAUAAUGGUUAUCUACCUGAGGCCUUUUUUCUCUAGAUUAACUAAUAUUUAUUUUAUAAUUAAUUAUCUAUUUUGGUUGUUGCUAUAAAUUUAAUUCUUGGUGCUCAAUUAUUACUGUGAUUAAAAUAAUAUCUCUGAAUAUAUAUAAGAUAUUGAUGCUAUUAGUUAUUCUUUUUUAAUAAAUAUUCAAAUAGUUUAAUUAAUUUAGCCACUUUAUAUGCUAGUAACUCUCAGCAUAUAGAUUUAUGACCUUGUUAAAUAAAAAAUAGUUGAAAAAAAAUUAUAAUAGCAAGAAGAUUAAUUGGAUCAAUAAUAAUUUACUGAUUUGAAUUUAUCAAACACAUAAAUUGAGCUAUCAAAUAACUAAAUAAAACCUUUUAAUAUUAUCAAUAUUUUUAAGAAAAAUAAGUGUUCUUAAAAUUAAAAAGAUGAAUAGAAUAUACUAGAUAAGUAAAAUCAAUCUGAAACAAUUUAAAAAUAAGAUUGA
This is a messenger RNA of Tetrahymena thermophila SB210, 2802 nucleotides long. Its product is annotated as transmembrane protein, putative. Lineage: Eukaryota; Ciliophora; Oligohymenophorea; Hymenostomatida; Tetrahymenidae. The transcript has 8 exons. The record is from RefSeq and is a predicted model, not a curated record.